AUGCUGCCAUUCACAGAGGUCCUCCGGCGAUGGCGAUGGCGUGUAUCUUGUGUAUGCAGAUGCAGCAUAUCCUGCAACAACAGCGCCAACGUGCCAUGCAAAAUUGAUGGCUGCGGAGGGCUUAAGUUGCUGCUUUAUGGGCGACAUCGGAGCAGGACAUUGCGGGGGCUUCCGACACGGGACCUGUUUUCAGCAUGCAGGACCAAUUUGAAUGCCAGAAAUCAAUCUUGCGACUCUUUAAUCAAUUGAUUAAGAUAAGUUUGAUUUUCCUUUUGCCUUACUUCUCCGAAAGUUCCCGAAAAUAAAGCUAUGAAAACACAAAAAUCAGC
Drosophila gunungcola (fruit fly) is the source of this 329-nucleotide messenger RNA. RefSeq lists its product as uncharacterized. Lineage: Eukaryota; Metazoa; Arthropoda; Insecta; Diptera; Drosophilidae. The record is from RefSeq and is a predicted model, not a curated record.